AUGGCGAGAGACAGAGCCGACGAGGUUGAGUUGAGCGGCCGCGCCGCCGCCUCCUUGGAUGCGGAGGAAAACACUCUCCACACAGCAGGGGGAGACAACGCUGAGGCGGAUGAAGAACAGAAGCAACUCGAAAAGAUCCUCUCCAACAUGCGCCGGAUUUCGAAUCUCUACAGCGAGGCUGAGCUUCUGCGCGCGGUGGAGGACUACGUCUUGGAUUGCCUCACUCACUUGGGCUACAGCGAACACCGCGUCUUCUCUAACAUUCGCUUGUGUCUGGCGUCGAUCGCCUGCUGCGUUGGCGCCUACGCGUCGUUCUUCGUUCCCCUGCCGAUUGACAGCAUCCAACUCAAGGUCGCGAUUGGUGCGUUCUUCGGCGCUCUGCUCCUUCUCCUCUGUGUCGAGACCUUCUUCGUGAAGAACGCGAUUGCCUGCUUCAAGACGAAGCAGGGAGUUCCAUUCUUCGUCGACUGCCACGUAGACCGCGCCACGAACGACCUUGUUCUCGCAGUCCGCCAGAAAGACGCUUGCCUCUCAACCGCCUCCAGCGUCGGGCGCUUCUUUGACGAGAAGGGGUAUCUGUUGAUUGACACGCUGUACGCGGAGCUUCGAAAGCUCCUGAACGACUUCGAGCAAGGCGUCACUGACGAGACGAAGAAGAAGCCCGCGAAGCGUGGCAAGCGAAGCAAAUAA
Besnoitia besnoiti is the source of this 690-nucleotide messenger RNA. RefSeq lists its product as uncharacterized. The coding region runs from base 1 to 690 and encodes 229 amino acids. The transcript is spliced from 6 exons. Gene Ontology annotation, cellular component: signal peptidase complex; membrane. The record is from RefSeq and is a predicted model, not a curated record. Lineage: Eukaryota; Apicomplexa; Conoidasida; Eucoccidiorida; Sarcocystidae.